AUGCUUGACACAUUUUACCGUGUGAGAAAGAUAUAUUUCAUGGUCAUUGCCGUUAUUGGUGUUCCUGUGAACCUCGUGGCGAUGGUGAUCCUGUCCCGGGGAAAGUGCGGCCUCGCCACCUGCACCACUCGCUACCUGGUGGCCAUGGCAACCGCAGAUCUACUGACCAUCAUCUUUGAUGUCCUACUGUGGCGGGUCAGUUAUUACUACUUUUCCGGGACUUUCCUGGACAUCACCCCCGUGUGCAGUGUGAUUACUGUCCUGAGAACGGCAGCCACUGACUGUUCUGUCUGGUUCACCGUCACUUUUACGUUUGAUCGGUUUGUCGCCAUCUGUUGUCAGAAGCCGAAAACAAAAUAUUGCACCGGGAAAACCGCCGGCGCGAUUCUGACAACAACGGCCGUUCUGCUCUGUUUUAAAAACGUGCCAAAUUUCUUCAGAUAUGGUCCUGCGAAAGUGAUCGACAACAUACCCUGGGACUGUAUUGGAAAGCUGAGCUACUAUACGGAUUUCGCGUGGAAGGGAUAUAGGAUGUUUUCUAUGGUUCUAACGCCAUUACUCCCGUUCGUGUUAAUACUCCAGUUCAACGCUCUGACGGUCAGGCACAUUUUAGUGACCAGUCGCGUCCGUAAGGGGCUGAGGGGUCAGAGCAAGGCGGAGAACCGCAGUGACCCGGAGAUGGAGAGCAGGAGGAGGUCUGUGAUCUUACUUCUCACCAUCUCCGGCAGCUUCAUCACCCUGUGGUCGGUGAGUGUUGCCGAAUUCCUCUAUAACACCAUUGCCGGAUUGGAUCAGAAUAAUUACAGCGAUUCGGAAUACAUAUUUCAACACAUCGGAUACAUGCUGAUGCUAUUAAGUUGCUGCACAAACACGUUUAUUUAUGGGGUGACUCAGUCCAAGUUCAGAGAGCAGUUCAUCCGCGCAGUGAAAUAUCCGCUCACGUCAAUUAUUCAACUAAUUAAUAAACAGAAUAUCUAA
This is a messenger RNA of Mobula hypostoma (lesser devil ray), 978 nucleotides long. Its product is annotated as probable G-protein coupled receptor 139. The transcript is spliced from 2 exons. Gene Ontology annotation, molecular function: G protein-coupled receptor activity. Gene Ontology annotation, biological process: phospholipase C-activating G protein-coupled receptor signaling pathway. Bases 1 to 978 code for a protein of 325 amino acids. The record is from RefSeq and is a predicted model, not a curated record. NCBI's taxonomy places the organism in Eukaryota, Metazoa, Chordata, Chondrichthyes, Myliobatiformes, Myliobatidae. Gene Ontology annotation, cellular component: plasma membrane.